Molecule: messenger RNA, 274 nt
Organism: Notothenia coriiceps (black rockcod)
Lineage: Eukaryota; Metazoa; Chordata; Actinopteri; Perciformes; Nototheniidae
Product: beta-soluble NSF attachment protein-like
Exons: 3
Biological process (GO): synaptic transmission, glutamatergic; regulation of synaptic vesicle priming; intracellular protein transport
Cellular component (GO): vacuolar membrane; terminal bouton; synaptobrevin 2-SNAP-25-syntaxin-1a complex
Molecular function (GO): soluble NSF attachment protein activity; syntaxin binding
Source: RefSeq, a predicted model, not a curated record
GAGGAUGCCUGUGAAAUCUACGCCAGAGCAGCCAACAUGUUUAAGAUGGCAAAGAACUGGAGUGCCGCAGGGAAUGCGUUCUGUCAGGCCGCUCGGCUCCACAUGCAGCUGCAGAACAAACUGGAUUCGGCCACCAGCUUCGUCGACGCCGGCAACGCCUUCAAGAAGGCCGACCCACAGGAGGCCAUCAACUGUCUAAACCAGGCCAUUGACAUCUACACCGAUAUGGUAAGCCUUCAACCAAGGAGUGGUGCAGGAAUGAGUCCCCAACCGG